Racocetra fulgida is the source of this 2642-nucleotide messenger RNA. NCBI's taxonomy places the organism in Eukaryota, Fungi, Glomeromycota, Glomeromycetes, Diversisporales, Gigasporaceae. The record is from the annotation of a GenBank genome assembly.
GACAACCGAUUGUCCAAGAGUUGUUUAUUGAUGUUUUAUGGUCAUUAAAAAAUCAUGUUGAUAAAUCAGAAUUCGGAAUGGAUUUAUUACAAACUGCAAAUAUGUUUAUGGAAAUGCUUGAACCUUAUUUAAUUUGGAUGAAAUUGUAUGGCCUUCUUGAUAAACUUUCAUCUAAGGACGGGCUAGAUACUGCUGUUAGUAAAAUCGGUUUUGUCUUGGAUUCGAUUAAAUUACAUGAAGAAGAAAUCGAACAAAUUCAUUUGCCAUUGUUUUUGACUGCUCUACUUUGUAAACUUCAAGUAAUUAAAUUAUACGAAUUAAGUUUUGCGAAUGAUUCAAAAUUGACUGCUUGUAUUCCACAAGUUGAAUCUGCUUUAAAACUAGCAUUAGAUAUUUUCCAAAAAAUUCCAAAUAGUGUCUUUAAUUAUCUUGCUCAUAAAUUAACAACAGAGAAACGGAACUCUACCAUUAGACCAGCGUCACAGGCAGACAAAGUUGAUUCUUCAAAUGAAGAUACUUUAUCCGCAAAAUCAUCUCAAAUGGAUCUGGAUUUCUCUUCUGGAAUGGAUCCUAUGUUGUAUAUUAACAAUUUUUAUUUAAGUGGGAAUGAAAAUAUUGCGAACAAAGAAUCCAGUGGAAUAAGAGGGCGGUCUUUGGUUGAGGAACUAUUAAAAGCCAUACAAGGGUUUUUGAAUUGUAUAAUUACCAAAUAUAUUCUUAUCAAGAGUGAUGAUAAGGUAACUCAGGGAUCAUUCUCUGUAAUAAUGGAUCGUGCUUGCGGACUUUUAAGAGCUGUUUCGAUGAAACUUUACCAUACUGAACGUGAUACUAAAGAGUAUGAAUCAGUGGUAUUGAAAUUAUUUACUGGAGAAUGGGUCAAUUCAUUAUUGAAAUGCUGUUACAUGGUCGAAAACUUUGACAUAAUUGAUUCAGCACUCUCGACCCUUCUCGAUCUUAUAGUCGACUCUAAACAACAAAUUCGAGACAUCGUUGAUACAUUAUGGCGUUUUUUGGGUCCUCGCUCUAAUGUAUUACAUUUGCGAUCUUCUCAGCUUAUUUGGAAGCUUAAAGAUGUAUCUCACGCAAAUUAUGUAGAAGCGGUAAUAUCAGAGUACUUGAUACAAAAGGAAACAUCGGUUAGACUAGCAAAUUUUGAACGGUUUGGAAUUUUUUGGAUGUUGUCUGCGGAAUUUUAUGACACAGACACGGCAUUCUCUCAACAGAUGUUUUUAGUGUUGGAUUCUUUACGUGAUGAAAAUCCUUCAACCCGUCGUGCAGGUGAAACUUGGAUGAGAUGGAAUCGCAAUCAUAAAUCUUAUAUAAGAAUUUUACAACCUAUGGUCAAAAUUUUAUGCGACUCUAAAAUUAUUCGCAAGAAUAAAGAAUUGCAAAUAGAUGAUGGAACAUUUGAAGUUGUUUAUUAUGAGAAACCAUUCAAUCAGGCCCAAGUAGAUUAUGUUUUUGAGACAUUGUCUACGAUGUGUCAAGUUGGAGGGAAAGCAUUCUUAAAUGCAAUACAUACCUCUCUCGUUAAGGCUGAAUUAGUUAAUUCUUGCACCUGGCUUUCUAGAGGCAAUGAGAAUUCAUUGAGCUCUAUGACUUACAGUGAACUCUUUAUUAGAACUGCAUUGUUAUAUAUGGGAUCUGAGGUAUUAGAUACUUCAUCAUCUAUGAAUAUGUUAAAUCAACAUAUCCAUAUGCAUGCUGCUGAAUUUCUUCACCAUUUAGUAAAAAAUUCUGAAUUCGUUAGUAAUGGGAUGGUUUAUUUAGUUUACGAAACUGUCUUGCGCAAAAUACUCUAUUGUAUCUAUGCAAAACAACUAGAUUUACAAGCAAAACUUUUACCAUUAUUGCGUUCAACCAUCUUAAAUCAAUUGAAUGAACAUUUUGCAAAUGGCACCUUCGUUUCAAAUUCACCUUUGACAAAGAAGAUAACGACAGAGCCAUAUUAUUCAAGUUCUCCGACUGGCCAUACUAGCUCUAAUGCGAAAGAAGAAGUUACUAGUGAUUCAAAACAUUUCCGUGUGUUAACACUUCUUUUUGCCAAAGUUCUGACUAUGGCAUUGUCGAAACUUUCAAAUCGGCCUCUUUUACAAGAAUGGAUGGAUCUUAUUGAAAUAUCUAUACCUUAUUUCCGACAAUCAUUCAAUUCUGUAUUGAUGCCAUUGAUCCAAUGUAUAUGUGAACAAUUAAGGCAUUGGAAAACAGAAACACAGGAUCGAUAUGCUUUGAUGAUAAGCAACAGUGAACUUAUCCUUCCAAAUUCAUCAGAAUCUAUUGAUGAAACUGCAAUGUCUGAUUGGGAUAUUAUCACAUUGUUUAAUGGAUUUGAAGAAAUAGUGAAGGAUUGUUUAAAUAAGCAUACAACUGACGAUGGCGAUAUUACACAACACGGAAGUAAAUCUUUUGAUACAACACUUGGUCUUCCUACGUUAACUGGCUAUGUAACUGGCGUGUUCUCAGUCGACUCUGGGGUUAAUGAGACAUCAACAUCAACAUCAGAACAACAAAAGGCGCGAGUAAAAAAUCGAAUCAAGAUUUUGCUGGAAGAGCUUUACAAAAAGGCACAUGCAGAACUCGUUGAAGCCUUUGUCGAACUUUGGUAUAUUGAGAAUCCUGACAUUACUGCUGCUGUUUCUGAG